ACAAUUCCUAUGUUCAAACGCCCACUACAAUUGUAUAAUUUGACCCGACCCACAACCCGGUUUCCCGUCAAAAACCCAGCUAAAGCCCUCGCUAGAGAAUUUCACUGAAGCAGCAAACAAUCAAUCUCCGAAUUCGAAUCACUGAAUCAUGUACGGCGGUGAUGAAGUAUCAGCAAUUGUGAUAGAUUUGGGUAGCCAUACUUGCAAAGCUGGUUACGCUGGUGAAGAUGCUCCUAAAGCCGUUUUCCCUUCUGUUGUUGGAUCAGUUGAUCAAAUGGAAGUUGAUAAUCCUGAUAAUCCGGAGGAUAAUUCGGGAUCUGCUCCUGACUCUAAAUCAAAGGGUAAGCGGAGAUUGUAUGUUGGAUCUCAAGCCUUGGGAUUUCGCCGCGAUCUCAUGGAGGUGCUAUCGCCCAUCAAGGAUGGGAUGGUUGUGGACUGGGAUAUUGUAGAGAACAUAUGGGACCAUGCUUUCAGGGAAUGCUUACUGAUCGAUCCAAAGGAGCAUCCAAUGUUACUUGCAGAGCCCUGUUCGAACACUCAGCAGCAAAGGGAAAAGGCUGCAGAGAUAAUGUUUGAAAAGUACCAAGUUCCUGCAUUGUUUUUGGCCAAAAAUGCUGUUCUCACAUCUUUUGCAUCAGGACGUGCGACUUCUUUGGUCGUUGACAGGUAGGAGCUUAUUUACUAACUGGCUAUCAGCCUUGAAUUGCUUCUUUGACUUGUCUUGUCAAUAAAGUUCUUUUGCAGAGAUAUUUAACCUCCCAGCGAUAAUAGCAUUCAUAUUAUCUGCAUUGCGUGCUUCUGUACCUUCCUUUUUAGUGAAUAUAAAUUAUUGGAAAGAUUUCAUGAUUUCUGGUGCAUGAUGGCAUAUUAGUUUCAGUUUCUCUUCAUCUUGAAUUGUUAAGUUUCUCUUCAUCUUGAAUUGUUAAGUUUCUACACAUUUACAUCAGUAGCGUCUGGUUUGAUUCAUAACUGUAUGAUGAGCGAAUGAUGAAAAAUUAGAGCUCUUCAAGUAGGUUAGCGUCUUAACUUUUAAGAAUCUUGCAAGAAUUAUGUUUGAGAAUAUGGAGAUAUGAUAUCAAACUUUAUAAUUAUAUUAAGGAUAUGUGAGAAUUGUAGUAAUGAUAUAAAACUUUCGCUUAGAUUAGGUAGAUGGUAUUCUGUAAUUUUUUAUUCUUUUUCAAUCUCUACUAUUGCAUAGUACACCCGUAGUACUCUUCCAUUUCAAUCAUCCUUAUUUAAUUCUUUGUGAUAUCCCAACAACAACAACAAACCCAGCUUAAUCCCAUACGUGGGGUCUGGUGAGGGUAGUGUGUACGUAGCCUUACCCCUACCCUAUAAAGGCAGAGAGGUUGUGUCAAAUCGACCCUCGGCUUAAGGAACAAUAAAAAUAAAGCAACAAGCAAUAGAAGCAGUAAUGUAAUACGGUAAUGGAAGCGAGUGACAUAACAAGUAAUAUAGAACCAGGAAUAAAAGAAUACAAGAAUAGUACUAAUACUACUCGUAAACCUAGGAGAAACUCACAACUACUUGUCAACCUACAACCUUAAUCCUCGACCUCCACACCUUCCUAUCGUGAGUCAUGUCCUCGGUAAGGUGAAACAGUGACAUGUCCCGCCUAAUCACCUCCGGUGUUAGAAAAAGCGGUCGCUUAAAGCGAGAAGCGAAGUGAACUGACCCCUUCCUCGCUUCUGCCAUGUGAAGCGACUCAGGUAGGAAAAAGCGACCGCUUCCCACUAAAAAGCGAGAAGCGACCGAAGCGAGCGCUUCUUUGUUUUAAACAGCUGCCAGCCUAUUUAAUUAAAAAAGAAUGGUUUUCAGUGUUCUUUUAUUAAACACAACCAGCAGAGCAUCUGAGAGUCUCUGCGACUAGGGUUCUUCAACAGAGAUUCCAGCAACAGGUAUGUGAUGAUUUUCUCUUCUUCUUCUGAUUUCUUCUCAUCUUCUUCUGACUUCUUCUUUUUUUUUUCUGACUUCUUCUUCUUCUUCUCUUACUGUUUCAACGUCCAAAUAGUAGCGAAAUGCUGGCGAAUUUUUUUUAACCUUCGGUUCUUUCCCAGAAUCCAGCAACAGAAAUUUUUUUUCACCUUCAAUUCUUCUUUCACAGUUUCUUAGUUUUUAUUGCCUUUUCUUAUGUGUUAUGUAGUUGUUCUUUUAGUGGCACCAAAAGAAGAUAGGAAAGACCCUGCUUGGGCUUACUUUACAAGAGUUAGCGAGACCAACAAGAUGACAAUUAGACGUCUUUUUUGUGACAAGAUUUCAAAUGGGGGAAUCUAUCGUCAAAAAGCGCAUCUAAUCAGUGGUGAUCCAAAUGUCGCAUCUCGCUUGACAAUCUUGUAGAAGAAUAUGAUGCUCAUUUUGUGCUUUAAUUGAUGCUACUCUUUAGUUUUUACAUUGAAGUAUUGAACAUUAGCUUACAGUUACAUGUGUUGUCUAUGCAGUAUUUAU
Molecule: messenger RNA, 2445 nt
Organism: Nicotiana tabacum (common tobacco)
Lineage: Eukaryota; Viridiplantae; Streptophyta; Magnoliopsida; Solanales; Solanaceae
Source: RefSeq, a predicted model, not a curated record